Messenger RNA from Pelagomonas calceolata, 1271 nucleotides. The record is from the annotation of a GenBank genome assembly. NCBI's taxonomy places the organism in Eukaryota, Pelagophyceae, Pelagomonadales, Pelagomonadaceae.
GGGAUAUUUUUCGCGGUGCGGCGAGGAGGGUGUCCGAAUGACGGCGGGCUGCGGAGAUUAUCCCGUCUGGGCGGCGGCGUUGGCCAGGAGGUCCAGCACGCUACCGGAGCGCUUGGCGCCGCCCUCCUCGUCGACGGCGCGGAUGCGCCCCCGCGUCGACGCGCGGCUCUUCGACGAGGCGCGGCUCUUCUUCGGCGCCGGAGACCGCGGCGAUAUUUCCCCCGCGUCCGCGACCGUCGGCAGGCGCGCCCCCGCCAAAGCGUCCACGUCGCGCCGCAGGUACGUGUAGACCUGGCGCGCCGACUGGUUCGGGCCCAUGGGCUUGUUCGCGACGGCCUUCGGCAGCGUCGCGACGUCGGCGUCCGAGAGGCCCGGGUAGAGGUGGCGGAUCGAGCCGCGCGUGACGCGGCUGCCGGACGUCACCUCGAGCCAGACGGGGUCGCGCGCGUCCCGCGCGGCCACGAGCGCGUCGAGGUCCGUCUUCAAGUAGGUCGUGAGGUUCGCCGCCGCCGCGCCGCCCGACGCCGGGCGCCGCACGACCGUCGUCGCGAGCGCCGCGACCUGCGCUUCGCCGAGCUGCGGGUAGGCCAUCUUGACGUUGCGCGGCGUCAGGCGCUUGCCGCUCUCGACGUCGCGCCACAGCUCCGCGUCGGGCGACGUCGAGGGCCCCGGCGGCGACGGCGGCCGCGUCGGUGGCGACGGCGGUCGCUGAGCGCCGGGCCCGCGCGCGAUGGGCGACACCGGGGCCGGCGCCGCCCCUUGGCUCCACGACUCCGGCGCCCAGCCCGGUCUCGCGUGCGGGGCGGCGGCCUCGCGCUCGUCGGCUCGGAGCGUUCGCCGCCGCGGAGGUGGGGGGCCGAUCGCGAAGGCCGCGGGGGCGGGAUUGGCCCCGUCAGGGGUCUUGGCCUCGGCGUAGUCCGGGGGCGCGGUUGCGGCCCGGCUGGCUCGGAGGGCUUCGUUCUCGAGUCGGAGACGGGCGGACGUCGCCCGCUCCUUUUGGAGCUCUUGUGAUUGCUGAGCGAAGAGCUGGCGUAGCGCGUUGAGCUCGGCCUCCGCGGAGGUAGACAUGGCUCGUAAAGUUGAGAGAGAGUACUUAAGCGGUCACGUAAAGUUUACCCUGAGAUUUCAGAGAGCCACUAAAAAAGCGCGGCGGUGCAAGCGGCGAUGCAAGAGGCGCCGCGGCGAAAUUGCCGUCGUAUCGUGGCCCUGUCUGCUUGUCCCAAACCUCUUGGCUGCAGCGCGGAGGGGAGAGUACUCAAGCCUGAGGGGUA